Molecule: messenger RNA, 1884 nt
Organism: Emericellopsis atlantica
Lineage: Eukaryota; Fungi; Ascomycota; Sordariomycetes; Hypocreales; Bionectriaceae
Product: major facilitator superfamily domain-containing protein
Exons: 2
Coding region: 130-1668 (512 amino acids)
Biological process (GO): transmembrane transport
Molecular function (GO): transmembrane transporter activity
Source: RefSeq, a predicted model, not a curated record
GCGUCCUGGCACUUGGCCGACAGGUCCAGUUGAGUCAGGCAGGCAUGGGUGAACAAUCCUUCAUAAUCGACCCAGGGCCCCCUCAUUCUGGCCCUUCCAGAUUACAAUGGUUCAAAAACCUCGACAAGCAUGCCCUCCUCACCGGCAAGUGAUCUAGAAACAGGCCCGCAGGCCAUCCAAGUCGUCAUCGAGACACGACCCCCCUCCGACUCGGAAAAGAGUCAGCACGAUGAGGACACACACGGCCGCCUGCAGCAGCUGGGCCUCGCGCCCCGGACCUCUGGCGACCAGCAGGACGGCACGCCCGCGCAGUGGAUGUACGAGCAGACGCCCUACAGCCUGUACAGCCGGUACUCGAGGUGGCGCAAGACGCUCUUUGUGGCCAUUGUCAGCUGGAACGGGCUCAUCUCGCAGGUGUCAAGCACGUCGGUGCUCUCAGCGCUGCCCGAGAUUGCGGACCAGUACGGCACCGAGGGACGGGUGAUUGCCCUGUCGAACGCGCUGUACCUCGUCUUCAUGGGCAUCAGCGUCGCCUUCUGGGGUCCGCUGAGCCAGGUCUACGGACGAAGGUGGACGGGCGUGGUGGCUGUUCUCCUGACGCUGGCGUGCUCGAUUGGCACCGCGCUCUCGCCCACCAUUGCGAGCUUCUUUGCGUUCAGGAUUCUCACGGCCUUUUGUGGCACGGCACCCAUCGUCCUGGGCCCGUCUGUCAUUAGCGAUAUCUACCACCCCACAUCGAGAGGCACCGCGGUCGGCUGGUUCAUGUCGGGCACCCUGAUCGGACCGAGCGUCGGUCCUCUGAUCGGCGGUGUGAUUGUCACUUUCCGCUCCUGGCGCGUCAUCUUCUGGCUGCAGACGGCGCUGGCUGCGGUGGGAGGGCUCGCCAUACUGUUCUUCCUGCCAGAGACCUCGCAGAACAUGAGGUACGAGGAGAUGAGAGAGCUGCCGCUGGGCAAGCGCGUGGUCAGGCUAUGGGGCCACCUGAACCCCAUCAAGGUGAUCUGGCUGGUGAUCCGCUACCCGAAUCUGGCGUUGGCGGCUUAUGCAAGCGGGAGCAUCAUGUUCAACAUGUUUGGGAUGCUGACACCCAUCCGCUACGUGCUCAACCCUCGCUUCGCGCUGACGUCGCCCGCCGAGUCUGGGCUAUUCUACCUGGCACCUGGCAUCGGGUACCUCACGGGUACUUUCUUUGGUGGACGAUGGGCCGACCGGGUGGUGCGUCGGUGGAUCGAGAGGCGCCAUGGGAACCGCGUGCCCGAAGAUCGCCUGCGCUCAUGUCUCCUCGCCUUGGGCGUCACUCUGCCAGGCUGCAUGCUCGUGUACGGAUGGACAGUCGACAGAGCGGUGGGCGGCAUCGCGGUGCCCGUGAUCGCCAUGUUCCUAGGCGGCGUAUCCCAGCUGUUCUGUUUCCCGAGUCUGAACACGUACUGCCUUGACGUGAUCAGUGGGCGUGGCUCGGAGGUCAUGGCGGGCCACCUGAUGGUGCGAUACUUCUUUGGCGCGGGUGCGUCGGCGUUGGUUCUGCCUGCGGUGAAGAGCAUUGGCGUUGGCUGGUUUAGCACGAUUGCGGCUGGGCAGAUGGUACUGGGCGCGGUGGCUCUGCUGUUUGUGACCAUGUAUGGACGCGAGUGGCGGGUGAAGCUCAUGGCGCGAGAGGGAGCAUGCUAGAUCCUGGUGCGUCUAGAUACGCCGGGCUGCCGGGAGCGUUCGGCCGGGCGUGACGAUGAUCGCAAUGUGACAGACGCAGCUCGGGCUUGGAGGGCCGUAGGGCAGCCCAACCUUAAUAGGUUGGUGGCGGCCAACCCCAGGUUCCCCGGACUGUAUUUGUUGGAAGCCGCACCUAGUGCAGUGGCUUUCACGACUCCACGUGGAUGUUUAUACAGA